AUUUUGUUUUUCAAAACAGAUAAAAAUAUUCCUUGGCCUUGAAAAUAAGAAAAUUACCAGUAUUCCAUGUAUUUGUGAACAGUGCGGUUUCAUUUUUUUGAGUUGUGAACAGUUAAGUUUUUAGUACUUGUUUUGAAAUAGUCAUGGCUUCCGUUGUUGACUUAGAUAUGGAAAACCUGCAAUUGAAAGCACAGAUUCAAGCGCUGAAGUUGGAAUUGGAAGAUAAACAAAGUCAAAUGACAUUGUCUGGCAAGCUGGGAAAUGAGUUGUUGCAAAGUAACAAUGAACUGAAUCGUAAUCUUGAAGAGAUCCAAGAAUUACAUUUGCAAGAGAUGGAGGUAUAUUGACACCUACGAAGUGUAUAUAUCUUUCUAUUGAAUUUACCAUGCUUUAUGUAUUAUUUGUUAAUUAUUUAUAUAUAAAACAUAAACGUCCAAAAUGAAAUAGCUGACCAAUAUACCAUUGUUGUUGGUCGCACAAAAGCACCUAUAAAACUUUCUUUAUGUCUGGUUAGCAACUUUGAAUUUAAUCUCAAGUUCGUUUUGGCUAUGUUACACGAGGCAUCUUUUCUGGAAUGUGCAAUGUAAUUUCAGACACAGAGCCAUAUAUAAAAAUAUAUCAUUCAGCUAUGCAGUGGUUAUUUGUAAAGAGUUUUCCUUUUUCUUUAAAAACAUACUGUUAAGAUAUGGACCAGAUGAUCCAGCGUAAUACCAGCUAGUAUUAGCACUGUAUAAUGCACAAGUCAAUUCCUGGAGUAACCAUCCCCCCCCCCGGGACACCCCCGGGAAUUUGCCCGAUAGACAGUUCACGGGGGUCGGGAAUUUGCCUUUCAUAUAUGUGCACGGGGGCCGGGUAUUGGAGGACCCCGGGGAUUUGACAAAUGGUUGCCCAGAAUCCCACCCACAAAUUUUAAGGCAGCUAAACAUAGUUUCAGGCAAGCAUGUGGGCGCGCUGAUAGACAUAGUCCCACUGAUUUUUUUGAAAGAAUACUGUACGUUAUUCACAGUUUAUAUAAUUAAUGUACAGUAAGACAACUGUAUGCUUUUCCUUUGUCUGCACGCGAGUACCUGUAUGUUGAAGCCAAAAUAUUUGCACACAGUAAUUAUAAUUCUAUAGCCAUUUACCCUUGCCUUUUAUACCUUGCCCAUUGAAUGCAAAAUAAUGAUAGCAGAUAAGGUUUCGCAAAGUAUUUUUUUAAUGCAUCUAGUAUAAAGUGACUCUACACUUUGUCAAGGAAAAAUACAUAAUUUAUAAACUGUGUACGUGCACACGGUCUCAUGCAGACAUAGUGAUUACUUGAUGAGUUUAAUAUGUUUAUACCUUUUAAAAUUUCCGUUCAUGAUAUUGGCUGUAUGGCUUUAUGUCAUCUUUAGAUGAAACUUCUAAAAUGUCCAUCACAGUGUACGAUAAAGAUUAAAAUUGAUAUAAAUAUUGAUGACCCACAGCAACAUGAUACAAGUCGAAAGAAGCUGGAUUUUGAAUUGGAUUAUUCUGCAAAUAAAGGCUAAUGAUAAUGCCAAUAAGAUAUCUUAAAUAUUUAUAAUGUGCAUGCUGUAUGAUUUAUAUAUAAUGUACAUGAUUUCAAUUUAGCCCACGAAAUCUGGGGGCUACGUGACAAUUUAGCCCGUGAAAUCUGGGGGCUCAGACCAGGGUUUUCUUCCAUAAACUACUCUUCAGCGGUGUAUUCGUUACGGUGGUUGAUUUUAUCACUUUCAUGUAUAUUAUAGGAGUUGCGUCAAGAAAACUACAGUCUCCGAAUGAAAAUUGACCAAGAAAAACUCGCAAAGAAAAAUUUUGCAAAUGAAAUGGAAACAACCAAGGAGAAACUACAGCAAAACAUGAAACAAGAGCUUGCUCGUCAAGAAAAUGUUCAUGAAAAGAAAGUUGAAGAACUUCGAGCUGAGACUGAGUCUUUGCAUUCUGCACUUGAAAAGAAUUCUCUAGUCAAUGAACAACUUCACACAAAAAUUUUGAAACAGGAGGAAAUGUUAGCUGAGGCACACAGAUAUUCAAAACAAAUACAAGGAAUGGGUGCGUUGGAAACUCAACUGGAAGAUAUGAAAGAGGAAUGUACGUUAAUGAGAUUAAAGAAAGAAGAACUGAAGAUCGCUGUUGAUGAUGUUAAUGCUGAGAAAGAACAACUAGUGUUUGAUAAGCAAAAUUUAGUGCAGAAAAUUGAGAUGUUGAAAGAAAAUCUGGAGGAAACUUCAAGUCAAGGCAAAAUAUGGUUUGAUACCUUGCAGGUAAUAAGGGAUAUUAUUAUAAAUGUUAAUUGUUUUUACUUUUAGCAUGAUUCCAAGAUUGUUAAAACUUAAAUUCUGCAUGAGUGAGUAAACCUUCAUUAAUUCCAUCUAUAUAAGUAUUGGUGCUGUAUAUGUGUAGCACACUGCCACGAUAGUCUCUUGCCCACAGGAAUACAAUAUAUAUUCAUGUCGGUAUCUCACCUCCUAUGUGACACAGUGACAUACUGUAAUGAAGAAAUUUCAUUGUCACAAUAAUGUAGUAAAGGAGAGAAUUCGUUUCCCUCAAGUUAAAACAACAGGCAAUUCGCUGCGUUACAGAUCAACAAAUCAAAAAUAAGACAGUAAACAACGUACAAAGAUAACCGCAUUGACGUUCUAAUCAUGUAUAAACAGUUCAACAUUAACGGAAAGUACUCCAAGAACAACAUAGAUUUUAGCCUCACAUUGCCUUUGUAUACAACUACCCCCUCCACAGUUUCGCAUGCAGCGGGCGCAGGAAGUCAGAAAGCGAACACUCAGGCGCCACAAGGAAUGCGAAAAGUCUUUGAUAAAUUUUUCUUUUAAAAUGGCAGAAGAACAAACUGUCAUUAAUGAUCCAAGCAUAGCAAGUAUAACGAUACGUGAAAGAACAGCCCGAAAAUAAGUGGAACGCACGACACAUUAUUGUGGGAGAAUGAGAUCAGGGUGAAGUUCACCAAUUAUAUGCAUUAAACUCUGAUCAACCCAAAGACUCAUUAAGCCUUAUGUUUUCAUCCCGCAUGGGUAUGUAUAAUAAGACCUGCUAGGAGAGACUGAAUCCCCUACAGGUCAUAAUUAGAAAAUUGUUCUAUAGUCCUUGAAUAAUCGUUCUUGAAUAGUCCUCACAUAACAUAGCUAGUAUGUACGACGCAGUCCACCAGACCGGUUACUGACACAAGGAACAUGAACGGGUGGGUGGGUGGAAAUUUUCUUUCUCGUUACUCUCGAUUUCAAUUUGCUUUUCAAAACUGACUUCCAAUGUUUACUUGUAAAUUCGAAAUGUUCGUUGUAAAGUUCCGAAGUUUGUUUCGAAGUUCGUUCCGAUGAUUUACGAUAAUCAAGUUUAGUAAGUUGUAAUUGGCUAGUUAAGUGAACCAGCCAAUUAAAUCGCUUGCUAUUGAAUCAUCGUAAAUCAUCGUAACGAACUUCGAAACCAACUUCGGAACUUUACAACGAACAUUCCGAAUUUACAAGUAAACAUUGGAAGUCAGUUUUGAAAAGCAAAUUGAAAUCGAGAGUAACAAGACAUGGUUGAUUGUUUGGAUAUUUGUCAAACUGAAAACUUCAAAGUGAAAGCCUUUGUCAAUGGCUUUUGGUCUGCGUGUUCGUUGUUGACAUGAUGAUUGGUCAGUUAGUCUUUCAUUCUGUUUACACGACUCUCCCUUACGAAAUUAUCACCAGGUUUGAAAGUGACAAACGUGUUGUCUCAUUAACUUUAAUUUUAUUUAUAUAAUUAUUGUUAUAUAUAAAAUUGCUUUAACUACUCUCAUCUGCCAUCGUUGCAUAAUCGUCUCGCCUGCACGUUCGAUCUCCUUACUAUAAUUGCAUCAGCUUUGGUCGUACUGAUGAUUUUAAUUUUCUAAUAUUCUUUCCCAAUCUACAGAGCUCUCGUCAGCAGCUUUCUGAACUUCAAUUGGAAAAUUCUACUUUGAAAGCUGAAGCUAUGAAUAGAUCGCAUAAAGAGAAAGGGAACUCUUUAUUUGGCGAGGUACCUGUGCUGACUAUAUAAUUAUAAACAUGAUGUAUGGUUUUUAUUGUUCAGCAAAACGAUGAAUAUGUGAAUCUAAAUUUUGACAAUUUACUCUCUUUUUUUUCAGGUGGAAGAUAGAAGAUUGGAACUUGAACAACAAAAUACCGCACUAAGUGCGAAAUAUAGAUCUCUGUCCACGACACAUAAAAUCACGAAGAAACAACUUAUUGAACUGAAGGUGAAAUUGAUUGUAUUUUUAUUUCAGAUAUAUACAGUUGUCAUUGUGUACAAAAUCUUGUACGCCAUCACAAUAAAAUUGGCGAUUUGGACGAUCAUCUGGUUUUAUAUGAGGUUACGUAUAGGAGGUCAAGGGUCUGUGCUAAUGGUAAAGGACGGUUUUUAUAUUGAUUGUAUUGUUUUGUAAUGGCUUUUAUAAAAUAGUUGAAGAACUCAUUGACGUUUGAUGCGCUGACAGCUAUUUUGUUUCUUUGUUGUUUUAGUGGACCUCAGUUCAAUGAUUGACCCCCACUUGAGUAAAAUUAUGCUAAAACAUCACUUGAUUGAAAUCCAAGAAUAUAUGCAUGAUAAAGGCUUUGUAAAAAAACUUGGUAGUUACUGUAGUUUAAUAAACUUUUUCGUCGCGAACGCCCUGGGGACGAAGUUGAAUAAUUAUUAUAAUAUCAGUUCGCUAUGAAUAGAUAAAAUUUAUAUCUCUCCGUGAAAGCAUUUUGUUGUAACGGCUGUUAGACUAGACUAAGUAUAGAAUCCAGCUGAUAGUUUCCAGAAAUAUUAUACACUUAAUGUCUACUCCCGAGGGAAAUAGUUUUCCGGAGAGUUUCAAUGUUUCUCGAGACGAAGUCGAGGAAAAGAUUGAGAUUAGAGGAAUCGAGGCGAAACAAAACGAACCAUUUCCCGAGGGAACAUAAAUUAAGUGUUUAGUUAUAUAGCGACGAAAGGAAAAUCAACAACUUUCAUACGAUGAAAAAACUCGUGACAAAAACUCAUUCAUAACAAAAACUAUAUAUAAUGCAAACGAGUUUAAAAUUAAAAGAGCUUACUUAAACGGUUUCAGCAGCAUAUCCUGUUGUGUAAUUUCUCUCCCUUUUUACAUUCUUUAUUUUAACAUAAACUUGGAAAAUCGUAGUUUAUAAACUUGCGAGUUGUGCCGCCAUUUUGUUUAUUUAUGUAUAUUGGUAAGACUGACAGAACGCUACUGGAACGGGUCAAGGAACAUGCUUGCAAAGACAUGGGAAUUGCUGUGAACAAACAUUUAUAAUAACAUUUAUAAUAAACUCUUGAUACGUAAACAGAAAAACAGUAUUGACCAACGGCAACUUGAACGUUAAUUCACUUUGAUUGCUUAAGCAAUUGCGCACGCACGUUUAUUUUAAAUUUGUAUAUAAUGCAAGUUGUUUACACACUUCUGUGUUUUGUCUUAUAGUAUUUCUGAUAUAUUUAGACUCACAUAUUGCCGAUGCUGACCAUGGCUGGCAAUCAGGCUGACAGUUCGAAAAUUAAAAGACUUGAAGCUGCUCUCAUUCAGAGUAAAAGUGAAAUUCAAAGCCUGUAUGUUAAAAUAGAGGAGUUGGAAAAAGAGAAGG
Molecule: messenger RNA, 5552 nt
Organism: Paramuricea clavata
Lineage: Eukaryota; Metazoa; Cnidaria; Anthozoa; Malacalcyonacea; Plexauridae
Source: the annotation of a GenBank genome assembly